This is a messenger RNA of Doryrhamphus excisus (bluestripe pipefish), 2269 nucleotides long. It is a transcript of the gene sppl2a, whose product is annotated as signal peptide peptidase like 2A. Gene Ontology annotation, biological process: membrane protein proteolysis. Gene Ontology annotation, cellular component: lumenal side of endoplasmic reticulum membrane; lysosomal membrane; cytoplasmic side of endoplasmic reticulum membrane. The record is from RefSeq and is a predicted model, not a curated record. NCBI's taxonomy places the organism in Eukaryota, Metazoa, Chordata, Actinopteri, Syngnathiformes, Syngnathidae. Gene Ontology annotation, molecular function: aspartic endopeptidase activity, intramembrane cleaving.
AUACAUAACUUGCAAUUAACGCCCUAUUAAGUAAACUUAAUAGUGGAACUUGUACUUCUACCCGCUCUCAAUUGGAUCCAGUCGAGCAGCCUCUUAGAGCCGAUUCGUUCGCGAACGACACAUCGCUAUCACGGUCAUGUGAUGUCCUUCGAUACCGGAAUUGCAUGGCUGACAGAAAUCUUUGUUCUUCACUUACAACUACGACCACGAUGUGAUGUUCAUGAAUGUUUUGGGGGUACAUAAAGUUGCUUCGUGUUGUUGUGAGCAGUGAAUAGGACGUCGAUGAAAUGGGAGGAAAUGCUAGAUUAGCCGUUUUGGUAUUUAUCGCCGCUUUCGCCACUCAGACAAACUGUCAAAAGGCUAUCCUGCAUGUUUUUAAUGGAAGUACAGCCCAGGAUUUCUGCAUUGUUUACAACCACUCAUGGACCCGCCUGCCACAAAGUCUGGAUGAUGCUGAGGUGUAUUCGCUCGUGAAUCUGACAUCCACCCUUCUGUGCGACCAGUCAGGGGUCAGGCCAGAGGAGGUCAAAGACAAAGCAUUGGUGGUGAUGAGGGGGGACUGUCCUUUCAGUCAAAAGGCUCAGGUUGCUCAGUCCCUCGGUGCGAGCGUGUUACUCAUUGCCAGCCUCCAAACACUGGUCACACCGUCGGCGGAUAACUAUUCUGGGGUUCACAUUCCUAUUGCUCUCAUGAGGUACAGGGACUUCGUGGAAGCACAGCAGGUUUUCGACGAGGGGAUGCGGGUGAGGCUUUACGCUCCACUGCUCUCCAAGAUUGAUCCAAGCCUCUUCGUCAUGCUGCUGAUUUCGAUCGUUGCUGUCUCCUUGGCCGGAUACUGGAACAGAGCGUGUGAGAGGGAUGCUCUCAGAUCAAGUGGAGGAAGUGGAAGUGGAAGUGAAGUAAACAAAGCAGACAGUGGAGAACUUUCUCUCUCGUCUCCUCUCAAAGUUGGCAUCUAUGUCGCCCUGAUGUGUGUAAUGCUCAUCCUCAUGUUUUACUUCUACAAAUAUCUAGUUUAUAUCCUCAUUGCCAUGUUCUGCUGUGCAUCCGCUGCCGCGCUCUUCAGAUGUUUGAAUGCGGUGCUGGAAAAAUUGAGCUGCCCCGCUGGGAGCUUCACUAUACGAAAUACAGAUCUGUCAGUGAGGUGUCUCAUUUUGGCCGCUGUGUGCAUAAGUGUCUCGGUGGUGUGGGGCGUCUACAGGAAUGAAGAAAGGUGGGUCUGGAUCUUGCAGGAUAUCCUGGGCUUUGCUUUCUGCAUCAACUUCAUUAAGACCAUCUCACUGUCCAACUUCAAGAUUUGUGUGAUUCUCCUGAGCCUCCUUCUCGUAUACGACGUCUUCUUUGUUUUCAUCACUCCAUUCUUUACCAAGAGUGGUGUUAGCAUUAUGGAGCAGGUGGCUUUGGGUCCGGAAGCGUCAGGAGAAAAGGCUCUGUCACAGACAAAAGCUAACAUGGUGGCGAUUCCGGCUGAUCCCCAACCUCCCACUGAGGAACUUCCCGUCGUGAUGCGUAUCCCAAGGUUCUCUGCUUGGGCUCUGAACCUCUGUGAGAUGCAGUUCGUCAUUCUGGGUUAUGGAGAUAUAAUUGUGCCAGGUCUCUUGGUGGCUUAUUGCAGCAAAUUUGACGUGUGGAUAAAUAGCAAGAUCUACUUCUUCAGCUCCUGCCUCGCCUAUCUGCUGGGAAUGAUAACAACAUUCGCUGUGAUGGUGCUGUCCAACACGGGCCAGCCUGCUCUGCUCUACCUGGUGCCUUUCACCAUCAUAAUGUCGGCCGCGGUGGCUGGCUACAGAGGCGAAAUGAAGCAUUUCUGGACUGGAACUUCCUAUGAGGUGUUGGACUCCUCAAGGGAACCUUUGUUGACAGGUGCAUGAAAUGCAAGAGCUGACUGAAGCAAUUUUUUUUUUACAUUUUGCAAUAAAACUCUACGACCAAGGGACGAUUACCAAUCAAUAUAUAUCAAUAUGUGGUGUCAGUGGAAUAUGAAUAUUUUUGUAGUGCUGGAAAGGCUUUUAAAGUGCCUGCCUUUAGUUAAGAAAACUCAUAGUCAUAUUAUUGCCUUGACACCCUGCCAUGGCAAUGACUGAAUACUUCAUAGAAAGCACUUUACUAUAUUUAGCCUGACACUUGCUUAUUCAGAUGGUGGUGGGCUGAGGGCCUUAGCAGAAAAUGAUUACAGCUAUAUAAUGGUAAGUUUUUGAUAACUUUGGAAAUCAAUGUUUGAUGUUUUUACAUGUUUUGUUGCCUUAUAUUAAACAAUGUUGUUCUAGUG